This is a messenger RNA of Tarenaya hassleriana, 351 nucleotides long. RefSeq names its product em-like protein GEA6. The transcript has 2 exons. Gene Ontology annotation, biological process: response to abscisic acid. The record is from RefSeq and is a predicted model, not a curated record. Lineage: Eukaryota; Viridiplantae; Streptophyta; Magnoliopsida; Brassicales; Cleomaceae. The coding region runs from base 58 to 336 and encodes 92 amino acids. Gene Ontology annotation, cellular component: cytosol.
AUACACAAGUAUAAAUCGGGAGAAGAAGAGAUUUGGUGAGUUGGGGAAGAGAGAGAGAUGGCAGCUCAACAGGAGAGGGAAGAGCUCGACGAGAGGGCGAGGAAGGGAGAGACCGUCGUCCCUGGUGGCACCGGCGGGAAAAGCCUCCAAGCUCAGGAGCUUCUCGCCCAAGGGAGGAGCCGUGGAGGGCAAACGAGGAAGGAGCAGUUGGGGAAGGAGGGGUACCGGGAAUUGGGACGUAAAGGCGGUCUCGCCACGGGGGACAAGCCUGCCGGCCAACGCGCGGAGGACGAGGGCUUCCAGAUCGACGAGUCCAAGCUCAAUACCAAGACCUAAGCCCGUAUAAAAUGU